This is a messenger RNA of Microtus ochrogaster (prairie vole), 2374 nucleotides long. RefSeq names its product ankyrin repeat and SOCS box containing 1 (gene Asb1). Gene Ontology annotation, cellular component: ubiquitin ligase complex. Gene Ontology annotation, molecular function: protein binding. Gene Ontology annotation, biological process: protein ubiquitination; intracellular signal transduction; ubiquitin-dependent protein catabolic process. The record is from RefSeq and is a predicted model, not a curated record. Lineage: Eukaryota; Metazoa; Chordata; Mammalia; Rodentia; Cricetidae.
CCUAGACUUGCAGCUUCCUUCGCAGACGCCGCCACACAGUUUUGUCUUCCACCCAGCACAGCGCUCAAGUCCGUUAGCUAGGCCGGAAGUGGAGACCCGAGGGCCCGGCUGGCGGAGCCGGAAGUGCGCUAGCGAGGCGCAUACUGGCCGGAAGCCGAGCCCCGGACACGCCCACCUGCCGUUGGCUUCGCAGGUGUACUUCAGACAGCUUUGCACUUUGACGGCGUCGCCGAAGAGGCGGCCUGACCACCGUGGGGUCCAGGCGGAGGCCGAGGGCCGAGUCGGCAUGGCGGAGGGCGGGAGCCCCGAAGGGCGGGCCGGCCCGAGGGCCGCAGGUCCUAAUCUGAAGGAGUGGCUGAGAGAACAGUUCUGUGAUCAUCCACUAGAGCACUGUGAAGAUACAAGGCUCCAUGAUGCAGCCUAUGUAGGGGACCUCCAGACCCUCAGGAAUCUACUGCAAGAGGAGAGCUACCGGAGCCGCAUCAAUGAAAAGUCUGUCUGGUGCUGUGGCUGGCUCCCCUGUACACCACUGAGAAUCGCAGCCACUGCAGGCCAUGGGAACUGUGUGGACUUCCUCAUACGCAAAGGAGCCGAGGUGGACCUAGUGGAUGUCAAGGGGCAGACUGCCCUGUAUGUGGCUGUAGUGAAUGGGCACCUGGAGAGCACUGAGAUCCUUUUAGAAGCUGGUGCUGACCCCAACGGCAGCCGGCACCACCGCAGCACUCCUGUCUACCAUGCCUCUCGCGUGGGUAGGGAUGACAUCCUGAAGGCUCUUAUCAGGUAUGGGGCGGAUGUUGAUGUCAACCCUCACCUGACUCCUGACACCCAGACCCUUUUCACAAGGCGGCUUACCUCCUUGGUGGUCUGUCCUCUAUACAUCAGUGCUGCCUAUCAUAACCUUCAGUGUUUCAGGCUCCUUCUGAAGGCUGGGGCAAAUCCUGACUUCAAUUGCAAUGGUCCUGUCAACACACAGAAAUUCUACAGGGGCUCCCCUGGGUGUGUUAUGGAUGCUGUCCUGCGCCAUGGUUGUGAGGCUGCCUUCGUGAGCCUGCUGGUAGACUUUGGAGCCAACCUGAACCUGGUGAAGUGGGAAUCACUGGGCCCAGAGGCAACAGGCAGAAGGAAGAUGGACCCUGAGGCCUUGCAGGUCUUUAAAGAGGCCAGAAGUAUUCCCAGGACCUUGCUGAGUUUGUGCCGUGUGGCUGUGAGAAGAGCUCUUGGCAAAUACCGACUGCAUCUGGUUCCCUCGCUGCCUCUGCCAGACCCUAUAAAGAAAUUUCUGCUUUAUGAGUAGAGUUCAGAUGCAGCAUUGACUGCAGUGAGGAAGCCGAUCAUCUGCAGUGAAAGUUGACUCUUACAUCCUGUGAAACAUGUCCUGCGCUGCCAAUUUGUUCCCUGACUGUCAGUGAAGAAGAAACAGCCAUGUUCUCUUGAAUUGUGAUUCUGUCUCAGGUGUUUGGGCCAUCAAACACUCCUUGAGUCACUGUCAACUGAGAGGGGCAUACAAACUUAAUUUUGUUCUUCUUCAAUAUCUGUUCUGGAUUUUUACUGUUACAUAUUAAUGAAAUGGGUUGUGAAAUGUGUGCAGUAUGGGUUGAACCUGCAAGCCUCGUGGUAGCCCUAGUGGGGAAAGCGUGUAUUUUCCAAAGGUAUUUAUGUUCUUGCUUUGCAAUUAAUUAUUCUUUUAAGGCUUAAUAUCUAAACAUGAAGAGAGUUUUGAUAAGAAAACAUGUAGGAAACAGACACACAGUCUGUUUUCCUGCCCGGGUUUGUCGGUAUGUGCUGUUAGGUGCGCGUCACUUCUUACUGCUGCAGCAUUCUCUCUUGGAAGUGUCUUCAUUCCAAGACGGUUUCUUGGCCGCAUACACUGCCUGCUGUCUCAGUGCAUGGAGGUCCCAGCACAGUGUCCACAGUGCAGUACCUGUCCUGGCAAAGGUUUUCUGACAGACAUCUCACCCUGGGGAUCUUCAGACAAUGAUUACCUUUAGGAGGCCCACCUACAACUAGCCGGGAAGUGACUGCCCACAUUCAGACCAGGGACCAUCCCAAUAGCACUCACUGCCACUUCUUACAGGAUAAGAUGACACUGGGGUGCUCUAUACAGAUCCUCCCGUACAGAAAAUGGGAACUGUAUGGGCUACCUGGGUGGUUCCAGGCUAAGCAGUUCCUGCUGCUUGGUGCCCACCAGAGGCUGUGUCUCCCUCUUUCUGGUUCAGUGCCUUUGUGGGCAGUCCUAGAGAUCUUUCCCCAUCCUGCCUAGGGUUGUUGGUUAGAGAGAUGACUCAGUGCAGGUGUGAGGGUCAUGGGCAGUUGGAUCAGGAACUACGCAUAGCCUUGAGUAUCCUCGGGUUGCUCCUGUUUGGUGAAAUUGCAU